Knipowitschia caucasica is the source of this 3465-nucleotide messenger RNA. NCBI's taxonomy places the organism in Eukaryota, Metazoa, Chordata, Actinopteri, Gobiiformes, Gobiidae. The record is from the annotation of a GenBank genome assembly.
AUGUGGAGCCUGAUGGUCCUCCUCUGCUAUGUGUAUGUUACCAGUGGCAAGGAGAAGGUCUUAUUCACCUCCAGGAACUUCAUCAACGUCCUAGAAUGGACCGCGGCUAAACAGAGAUCUCCAGGAGAGAAGAUCUUGUACAGCGUCUUGUAUAGUGACACGGAUGGCGAGGAGUUCAAGAAGAAAGCUGAGUGUCAGAACAUCACAGAGCUCUUCUGUGACUUGACCGAAGAAACCCCCCCGGUCUACGACGUUGACUACAGAGCCAAGGUCCAGGUCCAAGGCUCGGACUACAUCCAGACCAAAAGAUUCAAGCCUGUAGCCAAAACGGUUUUGGGCGCUCCGUUGGUGUCUCUUGUGGUGAAAAAGAGGACCUUACAUGUGGACGUCAAAACUCCUCUGGGCCGAAACAAUGCGUCCGUCUCAGACAUUAUCAAGAAAAUCAAAAUUGGCGCCUCUGAAAUCCCAACGUUUUACAGUUUAAUUAUCACUGAACCACAGAGAGCCGUCCAGGAGAUGGAAACCACGACCGGUCACUUUGAGGUGGACCUAAAGGAUUCUCAAGCUGAGCAUUGUGGUUAUGUGGUGUACAAACCAGGUGUGGAGUGGGGCCGCCCCGUCAGUGAGAAGGCUGAUUUCUGUGUGACGCCACCAGCGGGUGAGGCCUGGUGGCCGUGGGUGACUCUGAGCGCGGUGCUGCUGCUGCUGCUGGUCACGGCUGCAGUGGUUUGUGCAAAGUCCUAUGUCACGAAGAUGAAGAAGACCUGGCCACAGUCGCUCCGGGGCUUCUCACCUCAACAUGUGAAAGAUCCAAACCAACUCCUGAUGCAUCCUGAAGAGGGUCACAUUUCCAAACCAGAAAUCCUAACCCAACAAGAAAGAGAAAAGAUGGUAUACGCCAACACCCGGACUAUAGCCGCUGCUCCCUCUGCUCUGGAAUCAGGCUAUGGACACACACAUUCCUUCUCCUCAUGGCCUGACGAGUUCAACCGUCAUAGUCCAACUCUACGAUACCAGAACGACAGCUUUGGUUCGUCCGUGGUUUAUGGAGGCGUGACGGUCCAGGACGAAGGGAACGGAGAUUUGCAUCAGCUUCAGGGCGAUACUAAGGAAAGUCAAGAGUGGAUAUUACCAGGGUUUCCGCAAAGUGGAGCUAUAGUGUCGCCACAAACGCUAUUACCGGAUGUAGAUUCUCAUGACGACGUUGAGGGGCAGACGCUACUGCUACCUACGCAAAGAGACAGCAAUGGUUUGCUUACUCUGUCUAUGCUUCUACAACCCAUGAAUGGAAUAACAGAGACCAUAGUAUCUCCUCAGACAAAACAACUUCUCCCCUACCUCAAGCUCUCCUCAGACCUGGGCGCCAACUUUGGGUCUUUGCAGAGUCUGGAGAGUUCCGUGUCGGACGAAAACUCUCUUCUGACUCCGGACUACGACCACAGUCACUACUUGUCAAAUCAACAGAACUUUGCGAGUCCAGACUCUUCGUGUGAGGACAGUGGCAUCUACGACACGCCCUACAAACAGAACAUGAUGCCACAAUUAUGCAGCUUGAAACACUGGACCAUCGUGUACCAUAGACACUGGACCAUCGUGUACCAUAGAUACUGGACCAGCGUGUACCAUAGAUACUGGACCAGCGUGUACCAUAGACACUGGACCAUCGUGUACCAUAGACACUGGACCAUCGUGUACCAUAGAUACUGGACCAUCGUGUACCAUAGACACUGGACCAUCGUGUACCAUAGACACUGGACCAUCGUGUACCAUAGACACUGGACCAUCGUGUACCAUAGAUACUGGACCAUCGUGUACCAUAGACACUGGACCGGCGUGUACCAUAGACACUGGACCAGCGUGUACCAUAGAUACUGGACCAGCGUGUACCAUAGACACUGGACCGGCGUGUACCAUAGACACUGGACCGGCGUGUACCAUAGAUACUGGACCGGCGUGUACCAUAGACACUGGACCAGCGUGUACCAUAGACACUGGACCAGCGUGUACCAUAGAUACUGGACCAGCGUGUACCAUAGAUACUGGACCAUCGUACACUGGACCAUCGUGUACCAUAGAUACUGGACCAUCGUGUACCAUAGACACUGGACCAUCGUGUACCAUAGACACUGGACCAUCGUGUACCAUAGACACUGGACCAUCGUGUACCAUAGAUACUGGACCAUCGUGUACCAUAGACACUGGACCGGCGUGUACCAUAGACACUGGACCAGCGUGUACCAUAGAUACUGGACCAGCGUGUACCAUAGACACUGGACCGGCGUGUACCAUAGACACUGGACCGGCGUGUACCAUAGAUACUGGACCGGCGUGUACCAUAGACACUGGACCAGCGUGUACCAUAGACACUGGACCAUCGUGUACCAUAGACACUGGACCAUCGUGUACCAUAGACACUGGACCAUCGUGUACCAUAGACACUGGACCAUCGUACACUGGACCAGCGUGUACCAUAGAUACUGGACCAGCGUGUACCAUAGACACUGGACCGGCGUGUACCAUAGACACUGGACCGGCGUGUACCAUAGAUACUGGACCGGCGUGUACCAUAGACACUGGACCAGCGUGUACCAUAGACACUGGACCAUCGUGUACCAUAGACACUGGACCAUCGUGUACCAUAGACACUGGACCAUCGUGUACCAUAGACACUGGACCAUCGUGUACCAUAGAUACUGGACCAUCGUACUGGACCAUCACACUGGACCAGCGUGUACCAUAGACACUGGACCAUCGUGUACCAUAGACACUGGACCAUCGUGUACCAUAGACACUGGACCAUCGUGUACCAUAGACACUGGACCAUCGUGUACCAUAGAUACUGGACCAUCGUACUGGACCAUCGUGUACCAUAGACACUGGACCAGCGUGUACCAUAGAUACUGGACCAGCGUGUACCAUAGAUACUGGACCAUCGUGUACCAUAGACACUGGACCGGCGUGUACCAUAGACACUGGACCAGCGUGUACCAUAGACACUGGACCGGCGUGUACCAUAGAUACUGGACCGGCGUGUACCAUAGACACUGGACCAGCGUGUACCAUAGACACUGGACCAGCGUGUACCAUAGACACUGGACCAGCGUGUACCAUAGUCACUGGACCAGCGUGUACCAUAGACACUGGACCAGCGUGUACCAUAGACACUGGACCGGCGUGUACCAUAGAUACUGGACCGGCGUGUACCAUAGACACUGGACCAGCGUGUACCAUAGACACUGGACCAGCGUGUACCAUAGACACUGGACCAGCAUUUGCCAAAGUAUUGUGUUGGAGCAGUCUUUGUGUGUGACCCUCGGAGCAGCAUCAACAUCGACACAGACUGAGGUCGAAGCAGCAGUUCCAGAAAACUACAACUUAAAAAACUACAACUUUGGACAAGUCUCACCUCGGUCACUUCUUUGUAAAGGACCAGCUGGGGCCUCACCAUGGACUCCACAAAGGUGA